UCGCCACGCGCAAGCGCUGUUUAGCUUUAGCUUCUAGCAAUGGCGUCCUCCUUUGCAGUGUGCAGGUUACAUAUGAGGGGACGGGGCAGCCCGGUGAAGUGCUUACAGAGGCUCGAUACAUUUCUUCUCAGAAGUAUCGGAACAAACGUUGUUGCUGCGCAAGCUGAGCCAACACGAAAGGACGAAAGUGAUGAAAAGGAAAAGGAUGGGCCCAAGUCAUUAUAUGCUGUCCAGACAGAGAGGCAAGAACAAGCAGAGAGAUCUGUUCUUGUUAGCUGCAACUCCAGAACCACUGAGAAGAAGUUCCUCAAGUAUUUAUCUAGACAUGGUGAUAUCAAGAAACACUUCUUCUAUGAAAGCUAUGGCAUAUAUGCUGUUGUAGAGUUUGCCAACCGGGAAAGUAUUACCUCUUUACUUGAAAGAGCUGCUAUCCCCACAGUCAGCCAUGAGUCCGUGGUGCCUUUUAAAUCAAGACUGCUGUCACUGAAUAAUCUCAGCCAGCAGACUCACCAAACCAACAGUUUGGCCCAGUGCCAACCACAAACUACCCCUCCAAUCAAUGAACUCAUACAGAGACUGUCCAAAGAGGAGAGUAUAGACCAACAGAUAAUCUCCCUGACAGAAGCCUAUCAGCUAACAGAGGAGAACAGCAGGCUGCGUUUUCUUGUCUGCUCUCUGCUCAAGGACAUUGCUGCUGCUUAUUUCCCAGAAUGCACCAUCAGGCCAUUUGGCUCAUCAGUGAAUGGCUUUGGAAAGCUGGGCUGUGAUCUGGACAUGUUUCUGGACCUGGAUGGCAUCAGUGGAAGGAAUUUGAAGAUGCCAAAAUCAGGUCUUUCACUAGAGUACCAGAUGAAGAGGGCCAACUCAGAGCGCGCUGUCACCCAGAGCAUCCUGUCCGUCAUUGGGGAGUGUGUGGAGCAGUUUGGGGCAGGGUGCGUGGGGGUGCAGAAGAUUCUCAACGCCCGAUGCCCCUUGGUGCGUUUUGCCCACCAGCCCUCUGGCUUUCAAUGUGACCUCACAGCCAACAACAGGGUGGCGAUGAAAAGCACAGAGCUGCUCUACCUGUAUGGAGAGCUGGACCAGAGGGUGCGUUGCCUUGUGUUCACUGUGCGCUGCUGGGCCCGAGCUCACGGCAUCACCAGCAGCAUCCCAGGGGCCUGGAUCACCAACUUCUCCCUCACCGUAAUGGUGCUGUUUUUCCUACAGAAGAGGAGCCCUCCCAUAAUCCCCACACUGGACCAGCUCAGAGACCUUGCAGGUCCCGCGGACAAGAGCGUGAUUGAGGGGAACGACUGCACGUUUGUCAGCGACUUCAGCAAGAUCCCGCUCCACAGCAACACUGAAACACUAGAGGAACUGCUGCAUGGAUUCUUUGAGUUCUACAGCACAUUUGCAUUCAGCAGGAUGUCCAUAAACAUCAGAAAGGGCAAAGAGCAGAACAAGCCAGAAGUGGCCCCGCUACACAUCCAGAACCCGUUCGAAACCUCUCUGAAUGUAAGCAAGAAUGUCAACGCCACCCAACUAGACCGCUUUGUGGCUUUGUGUCAGGAGAGUGCCUGGCUAUUCCAGCAGAUUGAAACCAACACACCCAGAGGUCUCGGGGGGAACGACACUUCCACACCUUGGGGACUGGCUAGCAUCCUCCUGCCCUUAAACGUUGCAGGGGUCAAAAGUCGCAAGAAAAAGAGACAUGAGCCUGCCAGUGAAAGGAUCAAAAGCUUGUUAGAGUCCUUGAAGAAUAAAAAUCAUCAAAAGAAGAGCUAAGACUCCUUGAGAAUCUCAGAACCAACCUCCAUCUUGUCAUUGUUUUUCAUCUAAUGCACUGCUGUUGCUGACUGAUAGCUCACGUAGGAGAUGGGGAGAGAGCAAGGACAUCUCCUGCAGUGGUUACUUCUGCUGGACUGUAGUUCCCAACAUGAACACUGGAGGGUAUUACUGAGCCCGGUAUGUGCAUAUUAGAGACCUGAAAUUAAGGGAGUGGUUACUGUAUACUUCACUGUAGACUUACCUACUCUGUUGUAAAUUAAAGGCAAUACCGUGGAAACUGAAGCAAGUCCUACCAGAAGCUCACGCAGGAGACUUUAGAUUGUCAUUAGAUUACUCUGUUUUGUUAAUACUACAACAUGUAAUGAAAUAAUCAACCUUUUACUGUAGACUGAAAACACUGGUGUUGGUUAUUAUGGGGACUCAAAACUGAAAAAGGCAGCCAAAGAAUAUCUGAUGCAUCAAAAUAUAAGUAACGCCAUCUGUAAAUGUGUUAGAGAAUUACAAAGGGUAUAGAAAGAAACAUAAAACUUAAACUUCUCCUCAAUUGCAAAUUAAUUUUUUUAAGAGGAAAAAAAAUGAAAGCUGUAUUAUUUGACUCCUAUUUAUCAGUAGCUUUUUUUUUAGACUCCUGAUUUCACAUCACACUAGAACAGUUACAGAACUUUAUUGCUUGGUAGCUUACCUAGAAACACUGAACACUGCCAGCCAUAGCUACCUAGCUGAAGCUAACUUUCAUUAACUCUUGUAUGAGUAGGUAAAGCAUUUUAGUGGGCAAGCAAAUGGUAACAAGCCCCUAUUAACUAUUCACAGACACUAUGCAUAUGUUAUCUCUCAUUAGUUGCCACCAUAGUGUUUUUUUUUUUUAACUGAAGUGAAGUGUAGUAUCUGUGGUAACUGAGCAAGUUUCAGUCAGCCAACAGCCAAGAUGCUCAAUCAGAAAAUGUCAUUUGACGUGACAUUGUUGUCAUUGUCAUUGCAAAAUGCUUUAGUUACUUUAUACCACGACACUGCAGUAGUACACAGUAUGGAUGAUGAUCAUAAAGAUUGGCUGAUGUA
Molecule: messenger RNA, 2823 nt
Organism: Lates calcarifer (barramundi perch)
Lineage: Eukaryota; Metazoa; Chordata; Actinopteri; Centropomidae
Gene: mtpap
Product: mitochondrial poly(A) polymerase
Cellular component (GO): mitochondrion
Molecular function (GO): poly(A) RNA polymerase activity
Source: RefSeq, a predicted model, not a curated record